CUAGCUAUGGCUGAUUUUGAACUCCUAAAACGCUAAGCUAUGGCUUUGGGCACUAUUGCUUUGAAUAGCUUAGCUAUUUGCCAUAGCUUAGCUAUCAUAUAUUUGUAUACAUCUCUACAAGACCACGAGAUUGAUUUGUUCAUGACCUGGCCCUUGCGAUUAGUAAAGUGGGCUGUCUUUGUGCGCAACGGUGCUACCUAUGGUAUCCAGCCAACUGAAUGGAACUGCUUGUACAGAGCUUCAGAAAUUGGUUCUCAGAAAUGCUCGAGGGAGUCGAGGCAGCGAACAACCUGAAGAAAUUGCAAUAGCUUGCACAGUAGCUGUCUGGAUACCUUUGACUCUGAGGCUGACCGGCCUCGAUCUGGGUCGCUCAAACUCGAAGGAUCGGUGCCAAAUAAGCCUGCGGCGCUGCUGGAAUCGCCUCGCCGGCGAGCGGCGACACAGCCGGCCGCCCGCCGCCGCCUCACACUGUCAUGAUCACACGGCUUCUGACACCACGUGCUACACCUACCCGUUGUCCACUCCAGCCCACCCACCUGAAGCUCCCCAAACUGGCCUUUACUCCUCUGUCCUCCUCCUCCUAGGGUUAGCAAGCUUGAUCUCUAGGCCUGCGCUGCGCCACUGCGCCUGCUCCGCUGACCGCACCGGUGCCGAGAUGCUAGCCGCCGCUGCGGCGGCGCGGCCGGUGCCCCUCCGACGCCCAGGCGCUCUCCUCUGCGCUCCGGUGCCCUGCAGCCUGCCCGCCUCCCGCGUCGCGGCGCCAUUCCCCCGCCGCUCAGCUUCCCUGAAGAUUUCUCAACUCCAGUUAACAGCCACACGAUUUUCAAAAGAGAAUGACUCUGGUGAGGAUGAUGAACUCCUUUCUGAACUAAGGGAAAAGUGGGAUGCCAUGGGGAACAAGUCCUCUCUUCUGUUGUAUGGUGGUGGAGCAAUCCUCGCUCUCUGGAUAUCCUUGGUCGUGGUCAGAGCUCUCGACUCUGUCCCAUUGCUCCCAGGCUUACUGGAGCUAGUCGGGCUCGGCUACUUGGGAUGGUUUGUGUACCGGUAUCUGCUCUUUCAGGAAAAUCGGAAAGAAUUGGCUAAUAACCUGGAUGAUCUAAGGAAAAGGAUUACUGGUGAUGAUGAUUAGCUGUAUCCUGGUUUGGGAUUCUAUUUCUCCGGUGAAACCUUGUAAGAUUCUAUUAUUAAUGCCAGUCGAUUUAGGAAUAUUCCAGAAAUAUUCAGAGCCCAUUGAGGUAUGGCCUUCCACGCCUUCUGUGCAAUCUGCGUUUCAGCAUGGUGUUCGUUGAAUCUUCUGAUUCCUGAGCAUGCAUCUCUACAUUUCUAGCCACCCAGAAAUUGUUGUGAUUCCCCAAUUGUAGCACCGUAGUUCUUCUCACAAAUUCUCUGUGCUGUGCUGCCCUCAUCAGAAGUUAGCCGUCGGAGCGUACAAUUGUAAGAUGUAAAAGUUAUUUCGAAUAAAACCACUUGGUCAAUCAUGCCGCACUUUAUAUUGCUA
This is a messenger RNA of Panicum virgatum (switchgrass), 1498 nucleotides long. RefSeq lists its product as uncharacterized. The record is from RefSeq and is a predicted model, not a curated record. The coding region runs from base 200 to 1129 and encodes 309 amino acids. Gene Ontology annotation, cellular component: thylakoid; chloroplast thylakoid membrane. The transcript has 5 exons. NCBI's taxonomy places the organism in Eukaryota, Viridiplantae, Streptophyta, Magnoliopsida, Poales, Poaceae.